AUGAUUCUCAACAUACUUUCGUUUGCUCUGACGGUUACGUUGGUUGCUUCACAAGCAACAAAGCCACCCUGCGCCGAUCCAGGAUUGUUGAGUGGUAUAAUUGCAUUCUGCGGCGCAGGCGGUUACACAGCCAACGCUACAUGUCAGUGUCAGAACAUCGACCAAAUCUUGAAUGCUGCAGUGCCAAUUCUGGACGCCCUUUGUCCUGCAGACAGUGUAGCAAUUACACCAGAUGCUUAUUACGAUAUUGCGUGCCGCGAUUCACCUAACGCGCCACGACCGACGACCAUACCUUCUGCUUUGCCGAAUCCUGGCAGUCUUCCGAACUGUGGAGCUGGAGCAUUCAGUGACGCCACCAAGUCUGCCACCACUUGUCUUCCGUACGACUUUGGAUGCAUGUGUCGCAAUCUCGACAGUCUCAUCGUUGCUGCCACCCCCGAGCUCAAUUCUGGAUGCUCUGUGGAGGACGCCUCAACUUCAGUGGAAGUUUAUCGAAGGCUCUGCGUUCAAUUCCAGGCGGCUUUGACGCAAGCGACUGGCUCUAUCACUCUUUCGAGAAGUUCCCAGAUGCCAUCAUCGCCAUCUAGUGUCUUGCAAUCCUCGUCCUCGACUUCUAGUGCAACAUCUACACUCUUUUCAAGCUCUCAAUCAUCGUCCAGCUCGACUUCGAGCAGCAUUCUAGCGGGCGGAUCGGGAAGCACCUUUGAUAGCGUCCUCGUCACCUCCACUCUCACCUCUGCCCAGACUCCAUUGGCUUCCACUUCAACUCAGACCUCCUCGGUAUCCCUCUCGACCAAGCUCUCUACCGAUCUCAUCUACGCGACCACCAGCAAGAAUCCCGUUAUUGCUUCCGAGAGUGAAACCACCAAGGCCUUUACAAACACCUCUACUGUCACAGCCACUUGCACUUCCGGUUGCGGCAAACCUGUGACCACCUCUGUCCGAAUCUGGUCUAUCUACACUAUCGUUACCAACCUUGUCACUUACUGUACUGGAUCCACUACCCUCACCAUCGAUGAGACCAUGACUAUUACUGUGACAGCCCCUACCACCUUGACUGUUCCUUGCACCAGUACUAUUUCUAAGGAGGUUUGGGUUCAGACCACUCUGCCGACACCCAUUGCCCAUACUUCCCAGCAUGCUCAGAGUGCUGCUGCUGUAGACUCGUCUGGCACUUUAUCUGGCGUUUCUCCCCCAGCCGCCUCAGCUGCUGAAGGCAGUGCUGUCCCUGCACACACCAUUGUAACCGCCAACUGCCCAGCUCAAGUCACUGUGACUGUUACUAUCACCAGCACGAUGCUUCAAGCUAUGGACACCCCUUCUUCUGCUCCCUCCGGUGCGCGCACUGCCACUACCAUGGUGACUAGCAGGACGAGUUUCGUUGAACCUGCUGCCAAUACUUCCGGCGGGAAAUGCCCCCUUCAACUCAUCAACAAUUCUUAUGAGUUUCCCCACCGUCUCGAAAUCAAUGGCAAUGCCGGCUACUUUGGCCAGGUCAGUAAGUCUGACAGCACUUGCGUCGAAUUUGACAUUCCCGUUUCCUAUGCCGGCAAGACUUGCACGACCUACUUCAGCCUGCCCAAUAAGCAGGAUUUAAAGACUUCCUCUUAUGACUUGAGUGCUUCCCCGGGUGGCAAGAUUACUGUCACUGCCGAAAGCAGCAAUACCGUCACUAGCUUCGUUCCUGCUGGCGAUAAAGCUUUCAAAGUCGAUUCGGGCAAGUGUCAGCCCGGUCGGGUGAGCUACGUCAUGACCACACCAGACGACGUCUACAUCAAUUGGUUCCAGGACCGUAACGACUGUGCUCUUGGAAUGUUUGUUGUGGCUUCUUGA
Messenger RNA from Aureobasidium pullulans EXF-150, 1833 nucleotides. RefSeq lists its product as uncharacterized. Lineage: Eukaryota; Fungi; Ascomycota; Dothideomycetes; Dothideales; Saccotheciaceae. Bases 1 to 1833 code for a protein of 610 amino acids. The record is from RefSeq and is a predicted model, not a curated record. The transcript has 3 exons.